Chironomus riparius is the source of this 2666-nucleotide messenger RNA. NCBI's taxonomy places the organism in Eukaryota, Metazoa, Arthropoda, Insecta, Diptera, Chironomidae. The record is from the annotation of a GenBank genome assembly.
AUUUUUUUGUACAAAAUAGACGUGAAAAGAAGGAAAUGGAUUAAAAAGUAUAGUUGUGAAUUUAAUUAAUAAAUCAUCUAGAUAGUUGAAAAUAGAGAGGAAUACAUCUAUUCUAAUUUAAGCUGUGAUUAAAUGAAUGUGAAAAAGUGUAAAACAAGGAAAUAAGUAAAUAAAUAGAAAAUGGAUUCAAAUAGCUGGAUUCACUGCAUUGUUAUUGUGGAUUUUGAAAUUGAAAAAGGUCAAAUAAUCGAGACUAUACAUCCACCUGAAAAUACAAUAUUAUCAGAUACAGAGAGGAACAAUCUGGUUUAUAUGGCAUUUCCUGAUUCAAACUCAAAUUGUAUGGGAGAUACAAAGUUUCAUAUAUGCUUAAGAACUAUGAAGAAGUUAUCAGAUCAACAUAGACUAUACAAUCGUGAAUGCAAGCAGGAUCUUAAAGCAGAUAUCGGUCAUUAUUGGGGCUAUGUAUUCUUUAGACAAGUCAAAGAUCCAACGAGUAAACGAGGCUACUUUCAGAAAUCAUUUGUUCUUAUUACCAGACUUCCAUUCCAUAACUUUUUCUCGGAACUUGUAAAUAGAUGGGCACCUUUAUACUUUAAAAGUGGAAUAUCAGCACUGGAACAAGGAUAUGAUCAGAUAUUGUCAUGGCCAAAAUUAAUUACAAAUACUCCACUACAACUUCCUAUAUUAGGAUCAAUUUAUCAAUUGUAUAUAGCAGCAAAUCGUAAUCAAUCAGAUAGCACAAGUAGCACAACGACGACAGAGACAGAAGACGUUACAAAUAAUAAUAAUAGUCAAUCAUCAUCAGCAACGACGACGAUACCAAUAACAAUUAAUUCACCAAAUGAAAUAGACAUCUUUGGACCUGUACAUACGAUUAUUCAUCACAUCCAAUUAAUGUGGGAAUUAAUCUUAAUUGCAGAACCGAUCGUCAUUAUUGCUCCAUCUCCAACUGAUUCUUCUUUAUUGGUACAAGCUUUAACGAAUCUUAUUGCUCCACUUGAGUAUUUACCUGAAAUCUUUCCAUACUUUACAAUCCACAAUGCUGAAUUUCGUGAAUUUGCAAGUUCAACAUCACCACCGUCUGUUAUUUUAGGCUGUACAAAUCCAUAUUUUGCCAAAACGUUAUCAGCAUGGCCACACACAAUUCGUAUCAAUGAAUCACUUCAAAUUGAUCAUCCAGUUCCGCAUAGAAAGUUAGAACGUGUCAAAAGUCUUCAAAAAUUGCUUAUGGACAAUUCUGGCUCAAUUUAUACACAACAUCGUCCAUUUUUGCAGAAAGAUAAAGCAUUUGUGAAAAAGAUAUUGAAUGGUGUCAAAACUAGACGACCAACAGCUGUACAAAGUAUAAUAUUGAGACGAUACUUCCUAGAAUUGACACAAAGUUUUAUGAUUCCACUCGAACGAUACAUGUCAAGUCUCAUGCCAUUAGCUAAGGAUAUUUCAGCAUUUCGUGCUCCACCCGUUCCUACUCAAUUUAAAGAGGAUACAUUCUUAGGAACUUUAGAAUUAUUCGGUCCACAACUUACUUCGACUGUCAAGGGAGAUUUUGAAGGACUUUAUAAGAAAUUCUUCAGGUCAUCAAACUUUCGUGGAUGGUAUGAGGCGAGAAGAACGGAGCAAAUUGAGAAACUUGAAGCACUUCAUCAAGAAGCACUGGCCAAAGAAGAUUUUAAGAAAUGGAUGAGAGGGAAGCAGGAAGUUGAAAUUGUCGAUAUGAUACUGUGUAUUAAAAAUAAAUUACAACUUCCUGUCAAUUCAAACUCCACAUUAACUCCUGUUGAACCUGCCAUCAAUGUAACAAUCAAGAAAGAAGUAAGAGAAUUGCUAAUGGUGAAGCUAGACGACUUAAUAGCAAGCUUACCAGACGACUUGAAGACAAUUCUCAAUUGAUUUUUUAGUGUAAAUUUUUAAGUUUUAUUCAAAUAUUCAUAAAUGUGAUUGAGGGCUGCUUGAUAAUGAUUUGUGUGACGCAAAUGGAUUGAUGAUUUUUGGGACUAUUAGCCUUCAAAAGGACUCGUGUGUAUUUAAUUUUUAUGAUGGACAUUAGGAAGUGCUACAAACUCGUGUCUUUCUCACGACUUUUAUUUCUUAUCAAUUUUUUUUUAUGAUAAUUGAGAUUAUAAUUUUAAGUCAUUCAUUGGCAAUAAAUGUGAAUUUUAGAAGCAUGACAUAAGCUUAGGACGACAUAUUGUUGAUAAUGUUUUUUUAAGCUAUAGUUUAUGAUUGGCAUUUUCCAUUGUGAUUAAGUUUAAAUGUUUUGGAGAGUUUUUAUACUGACCUAAAUGCCAAGCUGGUCUUUCUGUGCUCUUUCUGACGAGAUAAUAUUGCAUUUUUAAGGAAAAUCAAUGAAAAAUAGUCCUUGGAGAUAUGAAUCAAUAUGAAUGCAUUAUUAAAGCACAGUUUGAGAUGUUUAUCUUAGUCUACCUCCUAUGGAGAUCAAGGGCUGCAAAGAUAACAGCCACCUUUUAGAUUUCGUUUGUAUUACUAAUAGAAAAAAUUAAUUAUGCAGCUGUGGAUGUCUUGCUGUGUUGCCAUUAAAGACUGUUUGAUAAAGUUGGAUUAAAUAUUUGGUUCUAAAAGGUGGGUAAGGAGGGGGGAGGGGGGGUUAUGUUUUAGCCAACAGGAAAUGAUUGGGGAUCCAAACUUGAGAUAGUUCCAAUAUU